This is a messenger RNA of Malassezia pachydermatis, 2901 nucleotides long. Its product is annotated as aspartyl-trna cytoplasmic. NCBI's taxonomy places the organism in Eukaryota, Fungi, Basidiomycota, Malasseziomycetes, Malasseziales, Malasseziaceae. Gene Ontology annotation, cellular component: aminoacyl-tRNA synthetase multienzyme complex; cytoplasm; cytosol. The record is from RefSeq and is a predicted model, not a curated record. The coding region runs from base 1 to 2901 and encodes 966 amino acids. The transcript has a single exon. Gene Ontology annotation, biological process: aspartyl-tRNA aminoacylation. Gene Ontology annotation, molecular function: aspartate-tRNA ligase activity; ATP binding; RNA binding.
AUGGGAGCUGGAGCCGAUAGCAUCAGGUCCAGCGAGACACUCGAGAGCCGUCGCCUGCCGCACCAGAGGCUUCUGGAUGCAAUUCUCCCUGCACGAUCGCGCUCAACGGAUCGCAGUAGCGAGUCUGUGCACUCGUCGAACAGCUCCAUCGGGACGUCGUCGAAGGAAGAAGAACGUGAACGCAAGAAUGAAGUGCUGCGGGCGUUCGAGCGUGAAGUUCAGAUGCGUCGUCGUAUGUCGGCGCAGAAGGCAGAGGAGAUCGAGUCUUGCGAGGAAAAGGCCCGCUACGGUCAGUGGGAUGUUUACCAUACCGAGCCCAAGGAAUGGAAGCAUUUGGACGAUGUGCGUAAACUCAACAGCCUCGCCAUAUCGGACCCGGAGGUGAUGGAGGCAUGCGUUGGCUCGCACUGGUCGUUCCGUGUGCGCAUUCAUGCCAUGCGUAAUAUGAGCGCGCACUUGGCAUUUGUGGUGCUUCGUGAGCAUGGCAUUACCAUGCAGGCUGUGCUGACCGAGCGUGGCACGGGUAUCACACCACACAUGAUGCACUGGGUGAUGCGUUUGCCAGUCGAGACGCUUCUGUUUGUGCGUGGUGUGAUGCAAAAGCCGGUGGAAGUGAUCUCUGGUUGUGACAUUACGCACUUGGAACUGAAACUGACGCAUGUGCACGUUGUGUCGGAAAUCACCGAGUCGCUUCCGUUCACAGUCUACGCCGCAGAACGCUCUGUGAACAGCCGCCUAGAGGAGCAUCAGGACUUGGACGACGCGGCAAGCGACCAAGCUUCCGCCGAGGUGGAGCCCGACCAAGCGUCGCAGCGUAGCUCGGUGCAGCAUGGUACGCAAUCGCUCAUUAUCACGCAGCGUACACGUCUGACAAACCGGUUGAUUGACUUACGUACGCCCACGAUGCAGGCAACGUUCAAGAUUCAGUCGGUCAUCUGCCGCGAGUUCCGCAACUUUUUGAAUGCGCGUGACUUUACGGAGAUCCACACGCCGAAGCUGCAGGGCGGCGCGUCGGAAUCGGGCGCCAGCGUGUUCCAAGUGAACUACUUUGGCCGCUCCGCGUUCCUUGCGCAGAGCCCGCAGUUGUACAAGCAGAUGUGCAUUGCGUCAGACAUGCGGCGCGUCUUUGAGAUUGGCCCAGUGUUCCGUGCGGAGAACUCCAAUACACCGCGUCACAUGACAGAGUACACAGGCUUGGAUAUCGAGAUGGAGAUCAACCACUACUACGAUGCGCUCUCGGUGAUUGAUGGCAUGCUGAAGCACAUUUUCAAGGUGCUCCACAACGAGUGCCAAGACGCGAUUCAGCAGGUGCGUAAACACUUCAACGUCCCAGAGCUCGUAUGGCUCGACCAGACGCUGGUCCUGCACUUUUCAGAGGGUAUUCGUAUGCUCAAGGAGGCAGGCUACAGGGAAGAGGACGGCAGUGAGCCGGACGAGUUUGAAGAUCUACACACGCGGGCCGAGAUUCGCCUCGGUGAGCUGGUCAAGGAGAAGUAUGGCACCGACUACUAUGUGCUCGACAAGUUCCCCCGCAAUGCGCGUCCCUUCUAUGCGCUGUGCGAUCCCAAGGAUGAGCGCCGUACAAACACGUUUGAUAUCUUUGUGCGUGGCCAGGAGAUUUGUACUGGUGGCCAGCGUAUCCACCGCUCUGAAAUGCUUGAAGAGAACAUCCGCCGUAUGGGCAUCGACUCGGCGGGCUUGGAAGAGUACCUGGAAGGUUUCCGUCUGGGUGCGCCGCCGCAUGCCGGUUGUGGUAUUGGUUUAGAGCGCCUGGUCAUGCUCUACCUGAACCUAGACGACAUUCGCCUUGCGUCGCUCUUCUACCGUGACCCGAAGAGCUUUGCCGUGAAGGCGCACCAGGAACUGCGUCAUCCUGACGCUGGUACCAACCCGCCGCCGUGGCUGCAGUCGCGCAACAAGAACGCACCGCCGCCACCCAAGGAGCUGCAGCCGUUGGAGCACCUCAUUGCGAACUACGGUGACUCGACCAACACGUCCUGGCUCGACGACCGUAUCAAGGUCUGGCGUCAUCCCGACACAGGUGCGGCGGUGGGCUACACCAAGCGCAAGCACAACAUUCUCGUGGUCGGCAACCCGCUGUGUGACCACUCGCAGUACGAGAAUGUCAUUAGCAAGUUCCUGGAAUUCUGCCGUCUUGAGCUGCAAGGCAAGCCGAUCUGGCUCAUGGUCAGUGAGUCGGUAGAAGGCAUCCUGGGUGGUCGUCAUGGCUGGUGCACGCUGACGUGUACGGCGGACCAGCGUAUCAAGGACGUGCGUCGUAACCCUGCCAAGAACGAUCACGAAAUCCAGCGCAAGAUCCGCCAUGCGAACAAGGUGGGUGUGUCGAUUCAGGAAGUGGCGUUCCACCAGACGGUGCCGGAGGACGUGAAGAAGGAGUGCGACGCGCGUAUCCAGGAGUGGCAGCGCAACCGCAAGGGUAUGCAAGUGCACUUGACGGAUGUGCGUCCGUGGGUCGACGAAGAGCACCGCGCCUACUAUUUAGCCCGCGACGAGAACAAGAAGGUGUGCUGUAUGGUCGUGUUUGCGCAGCUGGCGCCGUCGAAUGGCUACCAGGUGAAGUGGGCCAUCAGCUUCCCCAACGCGCCCAACGGUGCAAUUGAAAUGACCAUCCUACAUGCGCUUGAUAUGGCCGGCUCGAACCCGAUCACGUUCGGUACCGCUGCGGCAUCGAAAGUCGAGGCUGUUCAUGGCCUGAGCGGCAUUGCCUUCAAGAUGCUCUCCCGCGUGUACAACAGUGUGGCCGACCGGUCCCAUCUGCAGAACAAGUCCGAUUUCCGUGAGAAGCUCGGCACAGUCCGUGACCCCACUUAUAUUUGCUACCCGAAGGGCGGUAUGACGAUGCUGGCCGUCCGCGAUCUGAUUGAAUUCUUCCGUGAAUAG